This is a messenger RNA of Lichtheimia ornata, 1143 nucleotides long. RefSeq lists its product as uncharacterized. The transcript is spliced from 6 exons. Gene Ontology annotation, biological process: proteasome-mediated ubiquitin-dependent protein catabolic process. Gene Ontology annotation, cellular component: proteasome regulatory particle, base subcomplex; cytosol; nucleus. Lineage: Eukaryota; Fungi; Mucoromycota; Mucoromycetes; Mucorales; Lichtheimiaceae. The record is from RefSeq and is a predicted model, not a curated record. The coding region runs from base 1 to 1143 and encodes 380 amino acids. Gene Ontology annotation, molecular function: polyubiquitin modification-dependent protein binding.
AUGUCAUUGGAAGCGUCUAUGAUUGUAAUCGAUAACUCGGAGUGGAUGCGGAAUGGCGACUAUACUCCCACUCGACUAGUAGCUCAAAACGAAGCUGUCAAUCUUAUCUUUUCCUCAAAAACACAAGCCAAUCGGGAAAACACAGUCGGUCUCAUGACGAUGGCUGGCAAGAGCCCUGAAGUGCUGGUGACAUUGACAUCGGAUGUGGGCAAGAUCCUUACAGCGUUGCACGGCGUCAAGAUCAGUAACAAGGCCGACUUUAUGACGGGAAUACAAAUUGCACAGCUUGCCUUAAAACACAGACAAAACCGAAACCAGCGUCAAAGGAUCAUUGUAUUUGUCGGCAGUCCUGUUGAAACCGAAGAACGAACAUUGGUACGGCUUGCAAAGAAGAUGAAAAAGAACAACGUUGCCGUCGACAUUAUCAACUUUGGAGAAGAAGCACAAAAUACAGCCAAAUUGGAAGCAUUCAUCAACAAUGUGAACAAUGGCGAUAACAGUCAUCUUGUAAGCAUUCCACCAGGACCACAUAUUUUGAGCGAUAUGCUUCUUUCCACAAGUAUCUUAUCCGGCGAGGAAGGUGCUGCUGCUGCUAACUUUGGCAGUGGUGGUGGCGGUGGUGGCGACUUUGAGUUUGGUGUGGACCCCAACUUGGAUCCAGAAUUGGCAUUGGCAUUGCGUAUUUCUUUGGAAGAAGAAAAGGCUCGUCAAGAAGCUGAAGCCGCAAAGCAAGGUGGCAGUGGCGACGACAAGGCACAAGGUGAAUCAUCAUCUUCAGGAGGUGACAAGAUGGCAGUGGAUUCCAAACCUACGACGAGCCAAGGAGAACCAGCAGCAGCACAUGAUACCGAAGAUGCUGAAUUACAAGCAGCUUUGGCUAUGUCAAUGCAAGAUAAGCAAGGCAGUGGUGCACAGGACGAGGAUGUGCAUAUGGAAGACUUGAGUGAACAAGACCAAUUACAGCGUGCUUUGGAAAUGUCCAUGAACAAUGAAGGCGGUGGUGAUGCGGAUGAGAUGAUGGCAGUCUUGAACUCGCUACCUGGUGUUGAUGCAAAGGAUGAGCGUAUCCAAAAGGCACUUGAAGGACUACAAGACAAGAAGGAUAAGGAUUCUAAAAAGGAUGAAGACAAGGAUAAUAAAUAA